Molecule: messenger RNA, 622 nt
Organism: Hydra vulgaris (swiftwater hydra)
Lineage: Eukaryota; Metazoa; Cnidaria; Hydrozoa; Anthoathecata; Hydridae
Source: RefSeq, a predicted model, not a curated record
AAAAAACUAUAAUCAUGCACUUAAAAACAACCUUUUGUCAACAAAAGAAUGGCACAAAUUUCCAUUGAUAAAGUAUUCAUUUUCAUGUUGUGAAGAAUACAACAUUCUACAUCAGAUGAGAUAUAUGUUAGAGAAAGCAUUAAAAAUAAGAAUAACAAAUCAUACCGCUCUUCAUUGCCAGAACCUCCGCCACCUAUUAUGAAUAAGCCCAAUGCUAAAAAGUUGUUAUCAGAUUCAAAGAUUGAAGAAGAUAAUUUUUCUUCACAUUUCAUUGAUGAACACCAAGCAAAGUUCACAUUGUCAAAGAGUUUUAAGUUUUAAUCUUGAUAGUUUAAAAAAGAUUGGUGGUGGAAAGCCAAGAGAACAUGUUUUUUUGAUCAUGAAAAGGUUAUUUUCGAAUCAGUUACAGUCCAAAUUAAAUCGAAAAGUAAAUGGGGAAAAGAUAAGCUUAGAAAAUCUAGUAAAUAUAUGGAGUGUUUUACGAGGUAUAGUUUUAAUAGUAUUUACAAAACUGAUAUCUGUAUUAAAAAGAUAUUCUUCGACUUUUUUGUGUCAUGCUAGAAUUUUUGUAUCCAUUAUACAAGUUCCUUUAGUUUUUUCAUAAAAAAAUUGUUGUUUGUUA